Pelodiscus sinensis (Chinese soft-shelled turtle) is the source of this 1276-nucleotide messenger RNA. Lineage: Eukaryota; Metazoa; Chordata; Testudines; Trionychidae. The record is from RefSeq and is a predicted model, not a curated record.
AUACAGCCUGAGGGAGAACAGCACCUGGGUCUGCUUUGGGGGCUCCUACCCCGGCUCCCUCGCCGCCUGGCUCUGCCUCAAGUUUCCCCACCUGGUCUUCGCUGCUGUCGCUUCCUCCGCCCCAGUACGGGCCCAGCUGGACUUCACAGGCUACAACCAGGUGGUGGCGGCGAGUCUGUCGGACCCGGUGGUGGGGGGCUCUGCCCUGUGCCACGAGGCCGUGGCGGGGGCUUUUGCGUCGGGCGGCUGGCCGAGCUGGAGAAGGAUUUCCGCUCCUGUGGGCCCCUGGCGGAGGCCGGUGACCGUGAGGAGCUGGCCGGCAACCUGGCCGACAUCUUCAUGGGCGCGGUGCAGUACAACGACGAGGGCUUCGCAGGGGGCACUGUGGCCAAGCUAUGCCGCAUCAUGACCGACGUGGGCCUGGGCUCCCCCUAUCAGAGACUCCUCGCCGUCAAUAACGGGUUCCUGGAGAGCAUGGCGCUGCCCGCCCCCCCCCCCGCCUCGGAGCCACUAAGGCAGCGCUUCCUCCGGUACCUCUGCAGCCGGUUCUACGACAUCGAGUCCCUCGUCGACUGGAGCGCAAAGCUUCACUUCAAGAACCUGCGCCGCAAGAACGCGUACUGCGGUUACACCAGAAAUCUCUACGGAGACAACAUCGCCGCAGCCUACUUUGCCCUGUCCCUCCAUGGCGGAGUGAGGUUUCAGGGCCAAGAGCGCUGGUUCCGUGCGGAGCGGCACGGGACGUUCAACUCCGAUUUCCUGCAGUUCCGAGACGUCCCCGUGGAGGCCAUCGACCUCGCUGGCUCCGUCGUGAACUACCACGGGCUGGAUAACCUAGUGAAGCUGACGGCGCUGAAGUCCCUGGACCUGAGCCGCUGCCCCAAUGUUGACGAGUGGGCCCUGAGCCGGCUGCACGUCUUCGCGGAGACCCUGGAAGAGCUGUCCCUGGCCGGGUGCCCCCAGGUCACGGAGCGGGGCCUGGCCUGCCUGCAGCAGCUGGAGAACCUGCGACGCCUGGACCUCUCGCACCUGCCCGCCGUGCCCUGCCAGGGCCUGCUCCGGAUCCUGGUGGAGGAGAUGCUGCCGGGCUGCGAGGUCGUGGGACUGGACUCCGGCGCCCAGACAAGCCAGGAGGAGGAAGUCCCAGCCUGAAGCCUGGCUGCACCGCCCCCUGCUGGAAGAGGGCGGGAAGAGAUGGCUGCUCCCGCGCUCCCUGGGAUUUGAGCCCCCUGCUUUGGUCUCAAAGGGCCGGAGAUCGCGGCCACAGCUGAGUCGU